Molecule: messenger RNA, 558 nt
Organism: Thermothielavioides terrestris NRRL 8126
Lineage: Eukaryota; Fungi; Ascomycota; Sordariomycetes; Sordariales; Chaetomiaceae
Exons: 4
Coding region: 1-558 (185 amino acids)
Source: RefSeq, a predicted model, not a curated record
AUGAAGUUCCUCUUCGUUGGUUCACUCCUGGUAACGGGCGUCUCCGCCAUCCCCACGCCGGCGCCGGCCCCUGUUUCCUACGACGACGGCCAAUAUGAGCGGUCUCUCUUUCAUACCUGGACCACCGUCAACGGCACCUGCGACACUCGUGAAUUCGUCUUGAAGCGGGAUGGCACCAACGUCGUGACCAACAGCGCCUGCACCGCCACGUCGGGGACCUGGUUCUCACCCUACGACGGGGCGACCUGGACCGCCGCGUCCGACCUCGACAUCGACCACAUGGUCCCGCUGAAGAACGCCUGGAUUUCCGGCGCUAACACCUGGUCGACCGCCAUGCGCACCCAGUUCGCCAACGACAUUGACAACCCCCAGCUGUGGGCGGUCACAGACAAUGUCAACGAGAGCAAGGGCGACCAGUCGCCCGACGAAUGGAAGCCUCCCCUUGCGUCCUUUCACUGCACAUACGCCAAGAGCUGGGUGGCGGUCAAGUACGCGUACGACUUGAGCAUCACGUCGGCUGAGAAGUCGGCUUUGACUAGCAUGCUGGACACUUGCUGA